AUGUUGAAACUCUUCCCGCCUACAAAACACGCUCUAUUUAAGAUUAGAAGAAGACCUUAUAAGCGUGUCUUCUUCCCAUCCUUAAUCAUGUCCUCACCUUCUUCCCCAUAUCAUUCUUCUUCUUCUUCUUCUUCUUCCUCUAAUGAAUGUCAUAAUGAUCUGGUGAGUAUGGACGCAGCAACCAUUCUCAACUCCAACAAUCCUAAACAAGCCAUUCAAUAUUUCAAUUAUGCUUUAAAACACUACCCGAUAACUUCUCCAACCAGCAAUCUUCCUCACCUCUAUUCAGCCAUCAUCAAUGUCUUAACAUUUGCCGGAAUGUACAAGCGUGCCAGGUGCUUGAUCAAAGACCUCAUCCAAACCCUACUUCUCCAUCCGUCCUGCAAAUCCGAAAACCAUGUUCCUUUUUUAGUUUUCGAUGCUCUUAAUCAUUUACAAAGCUCUGAAAAAUUCAGUCCUGAUGUGUUUGGAGUGCUCAUUAUUGCAUUUUGUGAGAUGGGGCUUGUUGAUGAAGCCUUGUGGGUGUAUCAACAGAUUGUUAAAGUAAUGCCCCCUUCAGUGCAAGCUUGUACUGCGCUAUUAAAUGGGUUGGUUAAGAAGGAUAGGUUUGGUUCCAUGUGGGAGUUAUACAAGGACAUGGUUUUGUGCAAGAUAUUGGUUCCUAAUGUUGUCACUUAUGCUGUAUUGGUUGGUGCUUGUUGUCGCCAAGGUUAUGUUUCAAUAGCCAGGAGUUUGAUUUUUGACGAGAUGGUGAAGGAGAAGGGGAUUCGACCAAACGUUGUUAUCUACACUACUCUUAUCCAUGGUUUUUGCAGUGAGAGUAAAUUGUCAGAAGCAGAAGCUCUGUUUCAAGAGAUGCGGGAAUCUGGGGUUUUGCCAGAUUUGUAUACUUAUAAUAUUCUGAUAGAAAGUUACUGCAAAAUGGGAAACGUGAAGCAAGCACUUCACUUGUAUCAGGGCAUGCUUGGUGGUGGUCUGUACCCAGAUGUUGUUACUUUUGGUAUCUUAAUAGAUGCACUCUGCAAAGAGGGAGAAUUAUUAGCGGCAAGGAGUUUGUUCGUACACAUGGCUAUGCUUGGUGUGUGUCCCAAUUUAAUUGUGUAUAAUCGUCUCAUUGAUGACCACUCUAAGUCAGGGAAUCUAUCUGAAGCCAUGCAUUUGUUUUUGGAGAUGGAAAAGUUAAAAAUUUCACCUGAUGUUUUUACAUACAGUAUACUGAUGAAGGGUUUUUGUGGCGUGGGUAGAACAGAAGAAGCAUAUGUAUUACUGAAAAGAAUGAACAGGGAAGGGGUUAUUGCCAACUCUGUAACAUACAAUUCCCUAAUCAAUGGAUACUGGAACGUGCAAUCUGCUACAAGUUUAUUCUCGGAAAUGUUAAUCAAAAGUCUUGUUCCUGAUGUGGUUGUAUUCACAACUUUGAUUGAUGGGCACUGUAAAAUUGGUAACCUGAAAGAGGCCCUUCAGCUGCACAAGGAGAUGCUGAGGGCGGGGCUCAACCCCAGCGUUUUCACAGUCACUUGUUUAAUUGAUGGCUUUUGCAAAGAUGGGAGGACUUCUGAUGCUAUCAAAUUUUUUUUGGAGAAUACUAGAGGUGGUCGCUCUGGAAAGCAAAUCAAUAAAAUGAAUGGCAGUUUUUGUACUCCCAAUCAUGUAAUGUACACAUCUUUAAUUCAAGGCCUGUGCAGGGAUGGGCAGAUUUUUGAAGCUACCAAGUUUUUUUGGGAUAUGAGAUGUGGUGGUAUACAAGCAGAUGCUUGGAUUUACACUGUCAUGUUAGAGGGGCACCUGACAGUGAAGCAUCUGAUCGGUGUGAUGAUGUUGCAUGCUGAUGUGAUAAAGAUUGGUAUCAUGCAAAAUGAGAACAUAUGCCUGAUCUUAGCAAGGGGUUAUCGAGAAAAUGGAUUCCUGAAGUCAGCUUUCAACUGUUCCAAGGACUCCAUUAGGUGUUCCCAAUCACCAGCAUCAUAA
Messenger RNA from Dovyalis caffra, 1968 nucleotides. The record is from the annotation of a GenBank genome assembly. Lineage: Eukaryota; Viridiplantae; Streptophyta; Magnoliopsida; Malpighiales; Salicaceae.